AAAUAAAAUAAAAAAUGGCUUGGGUCUCAUUCUUGCCACCAUUUUUACAAGCUUCAACUUACAUUAUUGUUCUGAUUUCUUUAUUUUCCUCUUUUUUUCGAAACCCAGUUCAAUGUCAGUGUAAAAAUCCACCAGUAAUCUUCAACUUUGGUGAUUCUAAUUCGGAUACUGGUGGACUUGUUGCUGGACUCGGGUACCCCAUUAACCUCCCAAAUGGUCGAACUUUCUUUCGCCAAUCAACUGGUCGUCUUUCUGAUGGUCGCCUUAUUCUUGAUUUUCUCUGUCAAAGUGUUAAUUCACGGUUCCUGAGCCCAUACCUAGACUCUGUGGGAUCCUCUUUCUUGAAUGGAGCAAAUUUUGCUAUAGCAGGAUCUUGUUUACUACCUAAGUAUGAACCAUUCGCAUUAAAUAUUCAAGUCAUGCAGUUCCUUCACUUCAAGGGUCGCUCAAUUGAACUUGUUAGUACUGGUUCUGGAAAUUUAGUUGGUGAUGAAGGAUUCCACGAUGCUCUCUUUAUGAUAGAUAUUGGACAAAAUGACCUUGCUGGUUCAUUUGCUAAGAACCUGUCUUACACGGAAGUAGUCAAGUUGAUCCCCUUCUUUGUCACAGAGAUCAGGAAUGCAAUUCAGGUCAUAUAUUCUCAAGGAGGGAGGAAAUUUUGGGUCCACAACACUGGGCCACUAGGAUGCCUGCCUCAAAAACUUACUCUGGUUCAGAAAGUUCCCUCUGAUCUUGAUCCACAUGGCUGUCUUGCAAAUUACAACUCUGCAGCAAAACUGUUUAAUGAAGGGCUGCGACAGUUGUUGCAAGAGUUGAGAUCUGAAAUGAAGGAUGCUACUAUUGUGUAUGUAGACAUAUAUGCUAUCAAAUAUGAUCUUAUAGCCAACUCCAGCAGCUAUGGCUUCUCAAAUCCGUUAAUGGCGUGCUGUGGCUACGGAGGGCCUCCAUACAACUACCAUAAAGGAGUGACAUGUGGCCAGCAUGAUUAUCAGGUUUGCAGUGAAGGGUCUGAAUUCAUAAGUUGGGAUGGAGUUCAUUACACAGAGGCAGCUAACAGAGUUAUAGCCUCUAAGAUAUUGUCGAUGGAGUAUUCCACUCCACGAAUCGGCUUCGAUUUCUUUUGCCAUUGAUGGUCAUUUGCUAGAAUAAAGUUCAAGCAGUUAUCUCAGUUGUUGAAGAGAGAAUGAUAUUCUUCGGGAAAAAUAGAAAAAAAGGAUACCAUGUUGUGUUCAUGUUGCUGGUUCUUAGAAAGAGGCCAAGUUGAACUCUUUGCUCUUAGUUUUGAAGUCAAGAUUCCCUAACACUGUUUGUUUCAGUCCACUUGCCUCUCUGAUUUUAGGCAUGUAGUAAUUUAUUUCGUAGCUGAGUAUUAUGAUAUUGUAGCAUUUUAAGUCUUGUUUUCUUUAGUUCUGUUGCAAGUAAUUCACAUCAUGAUAUGUCAUCCAGUUGACAUAAUCUCAAAUAUAAUAUUUCUUGUGCA
Molecule: messenger RNA, 1480 nt
Organism: Lycium ferocissimum
Lineage: Eukaryota; Viridiplantae; Streptophyta; Magnoliopsida; Solanales; Solanaceae
Product: GDSL esterase/lipase At1g09390
Exons: 5
Coding region: 15-1130 (371 amino acids)
Molecular function (GO): hydrolase activity, acting on ester bonds
Source: RefSeq, a predicted model, not a curated record